AUGGCAUUUUUGCCAACAUUUCACUGGCCCUCCGAAAAGCACUCUUUUGGUGUCGCCACAGCCGCACUGGCUGCUGCGGACACUGGCAAUCAGAGCUUGGUCGACGGGGGGGCUGUGACGACUGGCGGUGUCGGCGCUGGUAUUGGGGUUGGUGAGCCCGACUAUGUCUGCUCCAUCGGAGCUGGAGUUGCGGUCUCUUUGGCUAGCAACUCGGCGUCUUCUGCUGCCAGAAUGGUCGAAAUUGGCAGCGCUAGCCUUGGCGGCAGUCUGUCAGGUGAACAAGUUGACUUUUUGUUCACUUUGGAUCAGGGCUCGGCAGCUGACCGUCACGGCACAUCGAUGGGCUACCGCUCAUCUCCUCGAGAUCACCAGUCUGUGGAACAUUGGUAG
Protopolystoma xenopodis is the source of this 390-nucleotide messenger RNA. The record is from the annotation of a GenBank genome assembly. Lineage: Eukaryota; Metazoa; Platyhelminthes; Monogenea; Polystomatidea; Polystomatidae.